AUGUCUUCGUUGACCGACGCCAUCAACGCGCGGGUUCUUAUGGAACUGACCCGUCCGAUUACAAUUGCACGUGGAAUCCUACAAUCUGGAGCAGCGCAGUAUCCUAUCCAGGGCGUGAUUUAUUUUUUUGAGAACCCUUCUUUAUGGCCCAUUUACCUAAGGCUGAUACCACCUAUCUUGAUUGUUCAUAUUUCUGUUUUUGUAUCAGUAUUUAGUAUGCUGUUUCUGCUCAACAUCUCGGUGGCGAUGUGCUGUUGCGGUCCGUUUGGAUUAUUCGUGGGGACAGGCGUGACUGCGCAGGAGGCCAAUUUUAUCACGAGCUACAUCUUGGACAACUAUUUGAUUCCCCGGCCUAUGGAUUCGCUUUUUGAUGACAUCUUAUGCCGCGAAGGGCUGGAAAAAGUUGUCAUACCGGGAAAACUGAAAAGAGUUGUUGGUCCCACUUUUGGCGACAAGCUUUGGGAAAACUCGUUAUGGGCUCCCUUGACUUUUCCAGGAACUCUUUAUUCCACCUUGAGACCGGUUGUUCUGAGUUCUAUCCCCAUUAUUGGGCCAAUGGCUUUAAGCUUUAACAGUGCGGUUGCAAAGGGCAAUAGUUUUGAAAAGCGGUACUACAGAUUGACCAGACUCAGAGAUCGCCAGGUGAGGUAUCUUAUCAAAGAAAGGGAGGGAGAUUACUGGAGUUUUGGUUUUGUGGCUACUCUAUUGGAGAGUGUUCCGUUGCUUGGCUCGUUUUUCUAUUUCACUAAUCAAAUUGGUGGAGCUCUCUUGGCUGCAAAGUAUUACAAGGAAGGCAGAACUGAGUUUUGA
This is a messenger RNA of Ogataea haglerorum, 810 nucleotides long. RefSeq lists its product as uncharacterized. The transcript has a single exon. NCBI's taxonomy places the organism in Eukaryota, Fungi, Ascomycota, Pichiomycetes, Pichiales, Pichiaceae. The record is from RefSeq and is a predicted model, not a curated record. The coding region runs from base 1 to 810 and encodes 269 amino acids. Gene Ontology annotation, cellular component: ascospore wall; lipid droplet; prospore membrane.